This is a messenger RNA of Monodelphis domestica (gray short-tailed opossum), 7471 nucleotides long. The record is from RefSeq and is a predicted model, not a curated record. NCBI's taxonomy places the organism in Eukaryota, Metazoa, Chordata, Mammalia, Didelphimorphia, Didelphidae.
GCUGCUCUGGUCUCUAACCAGGGUCAGCUGUGUCUUCUGGCUUCCUCUUCGGGAUCUUCUUUCCCACCAAACCGUCCUGCCUGGGGGCUAGGGGGGAGGGGCAGUAUGGGAUGCAGUUUUACCUCACCCUUUAAGGACCCAGGAGUCCUGCCUCCCAGGCUCUGGGCUCCAGACCCCCAGCUCCUUUCCCACCCCACCUUCCCCCGCCCCUUGUGUAGCCUCAGCUUCAGUCACCCCAAACACGCUCUAUUCAGGCUAAACAGGCAAUAAGGAGCAGAGAGAGGGCGGUGAAUGAAGGAGGGCUCCCUGGAGGAGGCCAAAUUGUCCUUUGGACUGUAGGGAAGCCGGGGAGAGCUGUGCUUCCAGUUGGGGAAGGGGAGUCUCUCAGCCACCCAUAGAGGACAGCCAGAGAAGGUGCUCCUGGCCAGGAGCUGGAGGUGCUGUUCAUGGCCCCCCCAGGAGGCUGGUGUGGCCCAGGGCAGAGGGGGUGGCAGGGAGGAGGGGGAAUGGAGCCAUUAGGGCUGGGAGUACCUAACAGCAUCCUGGGGAAUUGAUGGGGGAGUAGCCUGAGGAAAGUCACCUGAGGAGCUGAAUGGAGGCUGGCAGGAAAGGGAACGGAGUGUAAGAGGCCAGCAGAGCCCCAGGAAGGCCCUACAGCCAGGGAUGGGGGGCUGAGGGAGGAGGAGGGUCUUCCCCACAGGGAGGAUAGCUAUCUGGCAAAGGGAGCCCCACCUGGGCAGCUGGGGAGUCCAGGGGAGAGUGCCAGCCCUGCAGUGGAGAGGUCCUGGGUUCGAGUCUGGCCUCAGACCCUGUGCUCUUGGCAGCUCCCCCUUUUGUCUUUGAACCCUGAGCCUGGAGGGCCUCCUGGAAGGGCUUCCAGUCUGGAGGAUCAAACCUUGGAGGCCUGCUGGGCCCCCCUAGAGGACUAGAAGGGACCCCCAUGACCCUCUCCCAGCCCAAGGGGGCCUCCAGCAGGCAUUUGAGGACUUCUGGGAUGGGGGAAUUCUGGGGGGGAGGGGUCCUUCUGCAGCCCCUCUUUGGCUUUGGGCCAGUUUCUUGUCAGAUUCGACCCAUCUUGGCCUCAUCCCUGAUUGGGUUUCUGGUUCUCCUCCUCCUUCCUCUCCCCCUUCCCUUAAACUCUUUCCUUUCCCAAAGGUCUGACAAGUAUACUAUUCUGUGUUCACCCAAUUAUUAUAGUUUCCUUCCUUUUAUUCAAGUCAUUCACCCAUUCCGAGUUUAUCUUGGUGUAGGGUGUGAGGUGUUGAACCAAACCUAAUCUCUCCCACACUGUCUUCCAAUUUUCCCUGCAGUUUUUAUCAAAUAGUGGGUUUCUGUCCCACAGACUGGGAUUUUUAGGCUUAUCAAAGACUGUCUUGCUGAGGUCAUUUACCCCAAGUCUAUUUCACUGAUCCUCCCUUCUAUCUCUUAGCCAGUACCAUAUUGUUUUGAUGAUCACUGCUUUAUAGUAUAGUUUGAGAUCUGGGACUGCAAGGCCACCUUCCUUUGUAAUUUUUUUCAUUGUUUCCCUGGAUGUCCUUGAUCUUUUGUUCCUCCAAAUGAACUUUGUUAUGGUUUUUUCUAAUUCAGUAAAUUUUUUUUUUGUAGUAGUUCAAUGGGUAUGGUUAAUAGAGGUGAUAAUGGGCAUCUUUGUUUCACUCCUGAACUUAUUGGGAAGGUUUCUAGUUUAUCCCCAUUGCAGAUGAUGUUUGCUGAUGGUUUUAGAUAUAUAAUAUUUAUUAUUUUUAGGAAAGUUCCUUCUAUUCCUAUACUUUCUAGUGUUUUCAAUAGGAAUGGGUGUUGUAUUUUAUCAAAGGCUUUUUCUGUGACUAUUGAGAUAAUUAUGUGAUUUUUGUUGGUUUGCUUGUUGAUAUGGUCAAUUAUGUGGAUGGUUUUCCUAAUAUUGAACCAUCCUUGCAUUCCUGGUAUAAAUCCUACCUGGCCAUAGUGAUCACCUUCGUGAUCACUUGCUGGAUUCUUUUUUCUAGUAUCCUAUUUAAGAUUUUUGCAUCAAUGUGCAUUAAGGAGAUUGGUCUGUAGUUUUCUUUCUCUGUUUUUGACCUGCCUGGUUUUGGAAUCAGUACCAUGUUUGUGUCAUAAAAGGAGUAUGGUAGAACUCCUUCUUGCCUUAUUCUGUCAAAUAGUUUGUAUAGUAUUGGGAUUAGUUGUUCUUUGAAUGUUUGAUAGAAUUCACUUGUGAAUCCAUCAGGCCCUAGGGAUUUUUUGUUAGGGAGUUCUUUGAUGGCCUGUUGGAUUUCUUUUUCUGAUAUGGGAAUAUUUAAGAAAUCUAUUUCUUCUUCUGUUAGUCUAGGCAAUUUAUAUUUUUGUAAAUAUUCAUCCAUAUCACCUAGAUUGCCAUAUAAUUAGUCAAAUUUGUUUUUGAUGAUUGCCUUAAUUUCGUCUUCAUUAGAAGUGAGGUCUCCCUUUUCGUCUUUGAUUCUGUUAAUUUGAUUUUCUUCUUUCCUUUAUUAUUUAUUGCUUUUUUAAUAUAAGGGGGAACCUGGAGGUCCUCUUACCCUAGAGAUGUAUAGGGAUAAACCUGCUCACAGUUACAAGAAGUAGAAACCAUAGAGACAGAAAGAAGGAACCAUAAAGACAGGAAGUGAGGUACAAAAGGGUCAGCAUCAAUUGGUCAGUCUGUCUGUUGCUGACAGUUAGGGCUGGCAGUUAGGGGGAAAUUUGCUGCUGUGUGUUAGGUUGAUGGUUGGUGGUUAGUGCCUGGAAUGUAAAGAUAGGCCUGAGCUUACUGAGAGGGCUUUUUGGCUUUAGCCUUUAGAGGGCUUUUCCGUUUUGGUUUGGUCUGUUAGGAUUUUUUCUUUCUUGAACUUUUUGAAGGUGCCUGGUCUUCAUUAACAGACUGGAUUGGAGUUGGAUUAAACAGUGAUUGAUUUGGUUUUGAUUGGACUGGAUUGGGUUGGAGCUUUGUGGGGUUGGUUGUUAUUAGUGGUAGUUAGACUAUUUUCUCAUUAAAACUUAAAAGAUUAAAAACUGUUCUCUCAUUUUGUCAAAACUCCUAAUUCAACCCUUAUAGAACAGGAAAAGAUGGAGGAGCUUCACCAGAUGGACUCACUGGGGCCACUUUGCUGCCUCUACAGGGAGCCUGGAGUUCCAGGGAUGGCCUUUGAGUGGGACAGACUCCCAGCCCAGGAGGCAGUGACAUUCAAGGAUGUGGCUGUGAACUUCACUCAGGAGGAGUGGUGCCUCUUGUCUCCUCCCCAGAAGGAGCUGUACAAGGAGGUGAUGCUGGAGAAUGCCUGGAACCUGCUCUCUGUGGGGCUUCCAGGUCCCCCAGAAGAUAUGAUCUCUUAUUUGGAGCAAAAGGAUUCCCCAUGGAUGCUGGAGCAAGAAGGCCUGAGGAGCUUCUGCCUAGAAGGAGAGAUCAGACUUGAAAUGAAGGUGAAUCCAACAGAGAUGAGCCUUCCUGUGGAAGAAAUGGACCUACAAAGUUUCAUGAGUGAUUGUCCAGUUAACUUUGCUUUCAGUGAAUUAUGUGUUGCUCCUCAAGAUGCAUCUCAUAUUGAACAUCAACGAAUGCACACUGAGAAAAAAUCAAGUGUAUGUAAUCAGUGCGGAAAGAGUUUCGUGCACAGGGCCAGUCUUGCUGGACAUCAGAGAAUCCACACUGGUAUGAAACCUUAUGAAUGCAAGCAGUGUGGAAAGACAUUCAGUCAUAGCUCCAGUCUUUGUGUUCAUGAGAGAACCCACACUGGGGAGAAACCAUAUGAAUGUAAGCAGUGUGGAAAGACAUUCAGUCAUAGCUCCAGUCUUUGUGUUCAUCAGAGAAUCCACACUGGGGAGAAACGUUAUGAAUGCCAGCUGUGUGGAAAGACAUUGAGUCGGAGCUCCAGUCUUGCUGUACAUCAGAGAAUCCACACUGGUGAGAAACCAUAUGAAUGUAAGCAGUGUGGAAAGUCAUACAGUCAGAAGUCCCAUCUUGCUGUUCAUCAGAGAAUGCACACUGGGGAGAAACCUUAUGAAUGCAAGCAGUGUGGAGAGAUAUUCAGUUAUAGCUCAAGUCUUGGUGUCCAUCAGAGAAUCCACACUGGUGAGAAACCUUAUGAAUGCAAGCAAUGUGGAAAGUCUUUCAGAUUAAGCUGCACUUUUGCUGUACACCAGAGAAUCCACACUGGGCAUAAACCAUAUGAAUGCAAGCAGUGUAGAAGGACAUUCAGUACAAACUUUAGACUUGCUAUACAUCAGAGAACCCACACAGGGGAGAAACCUUAUGAAUGCAAACAGUGUGGAAAGGCCUUCAGUCAUAGCUCAAGUCUUCGUGUUCAUGAGAGAAUCCACACUGGUGAGAAACCUUAUGAAUGCAAGCAGUGUGGAAAGACAUUCACACAGAUCUCCACAUUUGCUGUUCAUGAGAGAACCCACACUGGGGAGAAACCUUAUGAAUGCAAGCAGUGUGGAAAGACAUACAGUCGGAGCUACAAUCUUGCUGUACAUCAGAGAACCCACACUGGAGAAAAGCCUUAUGAAUGCAAGCAUUGUGGAAAGACAUUCACAAAUAAUUCCAGUUUUGUUGUACAUCAGAGAACCCACACGGGAGAAACCUUAUGAAUACAAACAUUGUUGAAAGGCCUUUAAGGCUCAAAGCUCCAGUCUUGCUGUACAUCAAAGAAUCCACACUGGGGAGGUGCCUUAAGAAUACAAGCUAUGGGGAAAGAUGUUUCUAUGUAGCCCCAUUCUUGCUAUUUUGUGAUGGAAAUUUACCCUCCCUCCUUUAUGGGGUAAUAUAAAUGGAGUGAGCCUGAAUUUGACUCAGAAGUGUGGAUUGUGUAAUGGAAAUCAGUGAGUAUUGAAUGUCAGAAAGAAAAGGGCAGCAAUGGAUUCAAGCAAGAGGAGAUAUCUAAGCUCUUUUCAGUUUUGUUUUUGGCUGGACUUCCCUGUGAACAUGGCUAGGAUGCCCUGAUAGUGGCCACAGAAUAGCAAGCUAAUAAGAGCAGUGAGGAAAAUAUAUCCCUUAUUUUCCCAUCAUUUCUCCCUUCUACUUUAGAUUAAAGAAAAUUAUUUUACCUUCAGUCUCAUCAUUUUCCUCCUUAUACUAUACAAUAGAGAAACUUCAGACAUUCACACUCAGUUCUCACCUUGCUCAAAAUCAAGCAAUUUACUCUUCUGUUAUAAGCUCUCCUAUGAUUAGGUCCAAAUAGGCAUAUGAUUUAUAUUUAAAGUGUGAUCACGUGGGAAAAUCACGAGAGUGUAGAAUAGUUUAUCUUUCAGAUCAGUUUAUUCAUAAGGGAAGAAUUCAUGACUACAUAAGAAAUAGAUAACCUUAUGAGAUAUAAAAUAGGUAUUUUUUAAAUUACAUACAAAGCUGUACAAACCAAAUUAAUGCAACCAUGAUUAAAAGUGGGAACAAGAAAUUUUUUACUUUACAAUAUAUUCAAUCAAUUUAAAAAAUUCUAGACCUAUUAUUGAAUGUCUUAAUUCAUUAUUUUAUGGAAUGUAGAUUUCAAUAGUUAAUUUAAGAAGGAAAGAAUUAGCAUAAUUUCCUGUACAAGGGUUUCCAGAAAAUUCCUAUAAAGCAAAAGUUAAAAGACAAAAUAUAAUAUUGUGUAUUUCAUAUAUGAAGUAGUUAUUGACAUUCCAAUGACUUCUAUUCAGUUUAAUGCAUUAUCAAAAUGGUUAUCUUACAUAGAAAAUCACCAUGUAUCUAUCAGCUUGACAUUCUGUACUGAUUGCACCCAGAGGCCAGUAUAAUAAAACUGAUAAAAUUACACUUAUUCUACAAUUUCUAACCCUAUCUGUUACAUAUAAAAUCUUACUUUUAGUUUGCAUUAAGGUCUGUGCUACAUAUCAUCACACCAGUAUAUAAUUUAAAGCUAAAUACAUUUUUUGGGAGCAGGUUAGACACCCAAUAAAGCCAGACUGUGGUCAAAUUAAGAGCAGAAACCCUGAGGCAUAGGAGGUAGCUUUUUUUUGUGCCAAGAAAUCUGAUGACAGUACAGAAAAUAGUCAUAAUAAAAAUAGAAUGGUUGGAAAAUUGUUCAUAUGGCCAUCUUAAUGACACAAAUGCUGGUUAAUUUGGGAAGUGUAAAAAAGAUCACUAUGGGUGGUGUUACACAAAGUUACCACUUUGCAGUACGCACAUUCUUGGUAAUUUUACUGAUGAUUAUGGUGAAAUAAUAGGAUUUGAAAAGAAGAGUAGACCACCUCUUCCUGUGUGACUUGUCUUGUUCUACAAACAAGACCAUUUUUUCUUUUUGUCUGACCAUCUUGUUAUACACCUAAGAGGGGUGUAGUGGGAUUUAAAGAAACUUCUGGCUUACAGGCUUAAGGUCAGGAUGCAAACAAGAUUUGAUAACACCCUAUAAAAAUUAAGUCUAAUAAAAUGUUUUACGGAGUUUUAUUAAAUGAUCAUUAGAUAUCAAGGAAUAAAGAAGAUACAAAAUAAAGACCAUGUGCCCAUGGCUGGUUAGCCAUAUUUUAGUCAACCUCGCCACCAUCAAUGCUGAUUCUACAUAAGAGAGAGGGAGCCUCCAAGGCCCACACCGUUUAUCCUCUGUCUACAGGAACUAUGUAAUGACAGGAAGUCAGUGGGAUCUUGGGAUAUGUAGUUCUUUUUUUAGGGUAACAGAUUUUCAAUCAUACAUUCCCCUCCUAAGAACCACAGAAGACUCCUCUCUCCAAUGGGUCUUGUAAACAUACCAAGUUUGAUAUUGCAAUAAUUUGAGGAUAAGAGGAAAAGAGAACAAAACCAAUAAUUGCUAGGCACAUUGACAAAAAGCCAGUUAGGAGGCAGUCCCCUUUUGGCACAAGAGUAUACAUUCAAAUUAAAUGUUCAAUCCUGUGACAUCUCCCUCUGUAAAGUAACAGGUCACCUAAGAGUAGGAUGCCUCAGUUCAUGUCCUUUAGUAUUGGUUGGGCUUGCAUCACAUUGAUUCUCUAGAUUCCCUUUACUUAACUCAUGAUAACUGUUUUUAAUUUAUUCUUAUUGUACAAUAAACUUAGAAACUGGAGGUCUUUCAUAUAAAAUGUAAAAAAAAUGUAGCAUUCCAAGCAUAUUCACAUCUAUGAAAUAUAAAUGAUUGUAUGGGUAAUGUGUCUUCAGACACAAGGUUAUACCAAUGAUAUUUGUGGGUGGUCUUUUGACCUGACUAUGCGGCCCUUGCCUAGGACAAACUCAUUAACAUGCUUGGAGUCGGAAAACGUGGUUUGUAAUCUCCAUGCCCAAAGGUGUUACCUCUACCUCACCAUCCAAUCUGAAUUGUCCAUGCUUUGCUUGAGAAUACUUCCCUAAACAGAUGGAAAUAAAGACAGAGGCGGCCCCAAUGAAUUUUCUCUUGGAUCUUCAAUCUGCUCUAGGAAUCUUUCCAUCUCUCUCCCUUCUAAUCCUUUUCCUCCCCCGAGGCUGUAGCCCCUCUUGGCUUGCAUUCCAUACCUUAAUCUUCUCCUACUCCCGUUCCUUAAUUCUUAUAUCUUCCUUCCAAGAGAAAAUCAUAGGGGUUUGCCUGCCCUAUUUAAACACUGA